Messenger RNA from Notothenia coriiceps (black rockcod), 3587 nucleotides. Its product is annotated as sortilin-related receptor. The record is from RefSeq and is a predicted model, not a curated record. Bases 39 to 278 code for a protein of 79 amino acids. Lineage: Eukaryota; Metazoa; Chordata; Actinopteri; Perciformes; Nototheniidae. The transcript has 2 exons.
CCGUUGAUGCGUCCCGCGGUGAGGGCCACUCAGGGGACAUGGCUGCGGUGGUGGUCCCGGUGCUGUUCCUGCUGCUGCUGGGGGUCUGCGGGGGCUUGGUGGCGCUCUACCUCCGACACCGCCGUCUGCAGAACAAUUUCACCGCCUUCGCAAACUCGCAUUACAACUCCCGCCUGGGCUCGGCCAUCUUCUCCUCCGGGGACGAUCUGGGUGAUGAUGAUGAAGAUGAUCCCAUGAUCAGCGGUUUCUCAGACGACGUUCCCAUGGUCAUCGCGUAGCAAGACGUCCCUCCAUUAGCUAUUUCUCUCUUCUCUUCUCCCCUUCUCUUCUUCCGUCUGCUUUACUCCCCUUUACUCCCCCUCAGUGGUGCGGUACGACGGAGUGAGGAGGAAGCAGGCGAGCACUCCUCCAUCCCAAAGCCGUCGAAGGGAUACCACCUUAAUUAGCAGGAAACGUGAAGAAAAAUGGAAAAGUGUAAAGAGAGAAAGAGAUAUUUUUCAAAUAUACAAUGCACUUUUUUUGGAUGCGCAAUAACUUAUUUUUUAUAAUGUUAAAUAUAUAUAUAUGGGGUCACAAAAGGACUGGGAGAAAAAAAAAGUGGACACUGAAGCAAACUGUGAAGGAUUUGAGUUUGUCGAGACCCUGUUUGUAAUGCAAACUCACUAUCCAUAGGGCGGUUCAUUGCUUAAAGCCAAAAUAACCAUCCACAGACUGUAACAUAGAAUGCAAAAAAAACACACACAUAGGAAAAAUAAUACAAAUAUAUAGACAAAUGAUGUAUCGAAGAUGUAUGAAAAGAAAAGAUUAGAGCAGUAAUGGUAACAUAUAUUGGUAAAAGCACAAUAUGUACUAUACCAGUAUAUGUUUAAAUUGGUGCCCCGUGUGAGGCCGCCUGACGAGCCAAUCAUGUUUCAUCCUUUACAGAAUCUGAAUAAUGUGUCGAUUUCAAUGAUCACCGGUUUGGAAACUGUCUAUUAUUGUAAACCCAUUAACAAGUCUUUGAAACUUACCUGAAGAGCUGAGUAAUGGGAUCGUCCAAUGGCACCGUGUAGUGACCUCACACCUUUAUUUUUCCACCACCAGCACACACUGUUGUUUGUCUGUAUGUAGAUGCAAAAGAUAAAAGAAUGUUCCUAUCCCCCACAGUGAAAUCCAGAUCAUCGAAUCUAUUUGUAAAUAUUGGCUUUUAAUAUGUCCUCUCCUUGUAAUGCUGCACCAUAAUUCUGUAAAUGUGUUUUUUUUUUUAUCAUUGUGGACCACACAUUUUUCGUCCCCAGCAUUUUGCCAUUGCUGUAGUCGUAGAGAAAGGUUCUCAGGGAACUGUGUCGGAGCGGACACCAGCGCAGCGACACCAUCACCUCCAGGGCUCAGGCAAACUCAUCUACUGCUGGACAGGUACAGAGACCUCUGAAGAGGCACUGGCAGUGACCGGAAGAGGCUGAUUCAGUUCAGUUGUGAUGAAGAGUCAGGUUUGGGCUUGGCAUUGAGUUCAGAAAAAGAUUAAGAGGGUUGAUUCGAUCAUAAAAGAAAACAUGUUUUGACCUAUCUUUAGUAGUGUCUAGUGUUGCAGAUAGCUUCUAGAUGCAUCUGUGAACUUUAACAGCGACCUGUAUUUCCAGAAGCUGUUUGCUAGUUGCUCGAGCUUGAUUUUCACAGGCCUGACUUUCUGAUGCGAAACAAGAACCUCUGAAACUGUUGACACCAUUUCUAAACCCUGGUAUGCAUGGUCAAAUACAUUUAUUAAUCAAGGUACACCAUGUGGUACUGAAGUCUUGUUGAAAUGCUGACUUCUCGUGGGGCUAGCUGACCAUUUACUGUAGGAAGCUCACCAUGGCCUUAUCUUGGCCUUUAACCAGAAACAACGUUAAAGAUCAAGCUUUUUGUUCUCACUUUUAGGUAUUAUUUUUAUAACGAUAUAAAAGUGCUCAUCUUUUGAAUUACAUUUUAGUAAGCCAGAAAACAAAACAUACAAUAUUUAUUUCUGCAAAAAGCUCUCUUGUUCCUAAAGACUGGCUAUAUCAAUGUUCGGUCUGGUCAUUGAUUGACGACAACUCCUAAAAUGAGCUCUGUGCUUGAUUAGCAAAUGAGUCUUAAUUUUCCACGGUAUAGGAAGGUGAUUUAAUUUGCUUUGUUGUCAUUUACCAAGUCAUAAUUGUUUGGUGGAUUUAUUUAGCUUUGAUGAGGGAAUCAAAUUAAUAUGAUGUUUUAAUGGAAAUAACUAGAUUUUUUUACCUAAAAUGUAAUGUUACGGUUAUUGGUGUAACUGGGCCAACAGUUUCUGGAAACAUACAUUCUUUAAAAACAUUUAAAAAUUGUAUUAUUUAAUUCUGUGAGCAACACAUUUUUACUAACCUGCAUUUUAUUGGUGUGGAGGCUGAGAGCCACAUCUCAAAAACUGGUCAGGCGAAACCUUAAAAAGAAAGUCAUGGCUAGACACUAAGUGUUAGUGACAAAUCGUGUUUUUUUGUUAUUUGAAUGGUCCUUUUAAUUAGCAGUUAGUACCAGUUGAGCGAUAAAACAUUAUGAGGAUCAUCGUCUUAGUUCUGCUCGUGCCCCCCAACCUGACACUGGUCUAUGAACAGAUGUUUGGCCUGAGCCAUUUGAACUGAUGGUGUUCUGCUUUCUAUUCACCUUGUUGUUUUGUUUGUUAGGAUGUCUUCAUGAAUGUAUUUUAUAUCUGUACUUUUAAAGUUACUGUCCCAGCUCAUUAUGCUACUAAGUGAAUGCACACUCUCUGGUUUUACUGUUGCUACAGUAACGAUGUAACCCAUUCAAUAUGGACGACAGACUUUGUGUUUGCACUCUGUAGACUGGCUUCUGCAGACGAGUCUUAGUUUGUUCAACCCAAGCCCAAUUCCCCAACCCAGAGCAACAAACUAUUUUUUUCAGGAAGAGUCCAGAUAUUCAUUUUUUGUUUAGUUUACCCAAAAUCAUUAAACAGUGUCUGUUCUGACAUUAAUUUGAAGGUUUCCUCAAGACUUCAGCUUGAUUUCACGCAGCUCUCCACCAUGUUCAUCAUUUAGUUUGUUGGCCUUAAAAUCAGAUGUUCUGGCAUUAAUGCUGUUUUUUGCUCUGUGGAGUUUCUGUUCUCUGAUGUUCUGUUUUGCCACAUAAUGCCUUAUUAGAACACAUUGGGUUUCUAUGUAAUGUACUGUUUGUAUGAUAGAACACAAGUGCACACGCAUGCAAACACACAGUCACACACAACCCUGUACACACAGCUAAGCAGGCGGAAAAGUUGGCUAAUAUUUGGGCAUUUGGUUGAUUUUGUCGGAUCACUGCUCCUUCCUGCGCUGGCUGCUAAGCCGGCCGCUCUAUCUCUUUUUAGUCAGAGUUUACACGUGUACAAAGUUUAAUUAUUGGUUAUCAUGUGACCGUUUGCUCCCCACUUGUCUUAAUGUUGACUCUUGUCAAAUAGUUUGCUUAAAAAUGUUGUCAGAGUUUGAUCAUGUUGGCCAUGUUUGAAGAUUUUAAUGUCUUGCUUGCUUAUCUCGGAGGUUGCAAGAACAAUGAGACGUUGGAGAAACAGUGUGAGGUGUUUUAAAAAAACAAACACUUAUACUGAAAUAAAGUUGCUGAAAAUCAAA